AUGGAAGGAAAGCAGAACCUCGAUGCUGCAAGAAAGUGCUUGCUAGCUAGCUUGGAAACAUCAAGUGCUAUUGGUUCUGCAUUAGAUGAGUCUGGAUCAAGAUUGGAGCUUCUUCGCCAGCGAUGUCAAUCCCUGCAAACUUCAUUCAGACCAAUCUCCAUGCAGAAAUGCUCGUUCAUCGACGUUGGCAAUGGUAUAGAUAGUGUUCUAUGUUCUGCUGCUACUGUCCUCAAGGUGUUUGAAUUUGUGCAGCAUUUGGAGAAUUCUCUAUUGACAGACGCUGGUUCCGAUCUAUGCUCUUACGUCUCAGAUGCCAAGAAGCUUGAAGAAGCCUUGAAGCUUCUCACUGAUAAUUGCACGUUAGCAAUUGGCUGGUUGCAGGGUGUUCUUGACUUCUUACAAGACAAAGCGAUCACCAAUGAGUUUUACCUCUUUCAGGUGAAGAAAUCCUUGAGGAUACUGCGAGAAUUGCAAGCCGUGGAAGAGGGAGCUCGCGUCAAUGGAGGUUUUCUCAGCGCAGCCUUAGACAAUCUAGAGACCGAGUUCCAAAGACUUCUGAUGGCAAACUCAAUGCCCAUUCCUUUGGUUUCGUUAGGAUCACACGUCGCAACACAAGCUUUGCCAGGUUCUGUUAUGGGGAAGUUGCAGGCCAUCAUUGAGAGGUUAAAUGCAAACAGCAGGCUAGACAAGUGUAAAUCUAUAUAUGUUGAAGUUCGAGGGAGGAAUGCUCAAAGAACUUUGAACACUUUAGACUUGAGCUACCUUGAGAUUCCAACAGCUAAAUUUGAGGAUGUCAGGGAAAUAGCGAGUUACAUAGACCAAUGGGGCAUUGAUUUGGAGUUGGUUGUCAAGAACGUGCUUGAUGCUGAGUACAUGCUAUCUUGCCGUGUCUUUGAGAAGAUUGGUCGAGAAGCAUCAGCCGAGUGUUUUGCCAGGAUCGCCAUCAGAUCAGGAAUUCUUUCUUUCAUUCUAUUUGGAAGGAAUGUUUCGGAGAGUAGAAACGAUCCCUACAAGUUGUUGAACCUGCUGGACAUAUUCAGUGUGUUAGAUGAUCUUAGACUAAAAUUCAACCAACUUUUUGGGGGGAAGGCCUGUGAAGAAAUUAGAAUCGCGACAAAGGAUCUUGUCAACAAAGUUGUUAAUGGUGCCUGUGAGAUAUUCUGGCAACUUCCGGCGCAAGUGAAGCUGCAAAGGCCAAGUUCUCCUCCCCGAGAUGGCGGUGUCCCUAGGCUGGUAAGCUUUGUAACUGAUUACUGCAAUCAGCUGCUUAAUGAUACAUAUCUACCACAUUUGAAAAAGGUCCUAGAAAUUCAUCUUAGUUGGAGAAAUGAAACAUAUGAAGAGGGUAUUGUUUUCACACAAAUAUAUGAUACAAUCAAGGAAGUUGCAGUUAAUCUUGAUUCUUGGUCAAAGGCCUAUGAAGAUAUCACAUUGUCCUACAUUUUCAUGAUGAAUAAUCAUUGCCAUUUCUACAAUUUGAGGGGUACCAUGCUUGGGGAUAUGAUGGGAGAUACUUGGUUAGGAGCACAUGAACAAUACAAGGACUAUUAUGCAGCACUUUAUUUGAGGAAUAGCUGGGGAAAGCUUCUAUCAAUUAUUGUUCAAAAAGACUUACUUUCAUCCUCAUUGAGUAGCCAAGAUUUGGGAAAGAGAUUGCAUGCUUUCAAUGUAGCUUUUGAUGAGAGGUACAAGAAGGAAUCUAGUUGGACAAUUUGUGAUGAGGCCUUGAGGAAAAACAUAUGCAAGCAUUUGGUGGAAUGUAUUGUACCAAUCUAUAAGGCCUAUGUGAAGAAUUACAACUUGUCAAUCGAGAAUGAAGGUAUGGUUGCAAAGCAUAUCAAAUAUACAGCAGAGAGUUUGGAGAAUAAGAUUUGGUCUAUGUUUCAGCCAAAGCUGAAGAAGAAUGGGAGUGUCAAGCAUGCAGAUUGGACUAGUAAAAUAAAACAAGUUAGCAAAAGUUUUCGCUUCACUCUAGCUGCUAAGUAG
Arachis duranensis is the source of this 1986-nucleotide messenger RNA. RefSeq names its product exocyst complex component EXO70A1. Gene Ontology annotation, biological process: exocytosis. Gene Ontology annotation, cellular component: exocyst. NCBI's taxonomy places the organism in Eukaryota, Viridiplantae, Streptophyta, Magnoliopsida, Fabales, Fabaceae. The record is from RefSeq and is a predicted model, not a curated record. The transcript has a single exon. The coding region runs from base 1 to 1986 and encodes 661 amino acids. Gene Ontology annotation, molecular function: phosphatidylinositol-4,5-bisphosphate binding.